Molecule: messenger RNA, 583 nt
Organism: Trichoderma reesei QM6a
Lineage: Eukaryota; Fungi; Ascomycota; Sordariomycetes; Hypocreales; Hypocreaceae
Exons: 4
Source: RefSeq, a predicted model, not a curated record
UAAUAUGUGUCCCAAGCAAACCAGUCUCUUGUGCUCUCGCAUGAUCGCUUACGCUUGCGCGGCGAAGGGCCCUCAGAACCCAAGCGGCCCAACAGGUUCUCGAUAUCGGUAUUGUCAAAACCUGACUGUACACUUUGGAGCAGGUUGGGUGCAAGGCAAGAAGGCAAGACACUUGCUCACUCGGGCACAGCCGCAGUAUUCUGGCAAGCAUUAUCUCGAGGCCAAAGUUUCCAUCUCGAAUCCCUUCUACCCCACCCUCGCCGCUCUGGACUUUGCCACAAAUAGACCAGUGAACUUGGCUGAAGGGGGUGGAGAGGCUGCUCGCAACUUGUUCGUUACUGAUGCCGAGUUUUUCGGUACUUGGGGCUCUUUGCUCAAGAACAUCAUCACGAACUCUGCGGGUGCGUUUAGAGCCUGGCCACUCUAUCAUAUGCCUUCUUCUGCGCCCUCCUGGGCCUCUGCUGCGAGAGUUACUGUCAUUGGUGAUGCCGCCUACCUACGUGUCGACUCCCUUUCGUGGGAGAAGGCGGCUCAAUGUACGACGCCCUGGUUCUGGCAUCCCCGAUUGUUGAGCGCGGCUUAG